Messenger RNA from Saccharomycodes ludwigii, 681 nucleotides. It is a transcript of the gene CLC1, whose product is annotated as clathrin light chain CLC1. Gene Ontology annotation, molecular function: structural molecule activity; clathrin heavy chain binding. Gene Ontology annotation, cellular component: clathrin coat of coated pit; plasma membrane; clathrin coat of trans-Golgi network vesicle. The record is from RefSeq and is a predicted model, not a curated record. Bases 1 to 681 code for a protein of 226 amino acids. NCBI's taxonomy places the organism in Eukaryota, Fungi, Ascomycota, Saccharomycetes, Saccharomycodales, Saccharomycodaceae. The transcript has a single exon. Gene Ontology annotation, biological process: clathrin-dependent endocytosis; clathrin coat assembly; intracellular protein transport.
AUGGCUGACAAAUUCCCAGAUUUAGAUAGCAGUAGCGGCGUUGUUGCUGAAAAUGAGUUUAACGAAACUGAUUUUUUAAAGAGAGAGGCUGAAGUUUUGGGUGAUGAAUUUAAAACAGAUCAAGAUAAAGACAUCUUAACUAGCAAUAUUAGUAAUGUAGAUGCUGCUACUUUGGAAAAUCAACAAGAAAACACGAACAACGAUGUACAAAACAAUGCCUCUUCUAACCAUGAUGAUGAUGAUGAUGAUGAUUUUGGUGAUUUUGAUCAAAACACUAGCACCACUGCUACUGAUACUGAUACCAAUACUCAUGAACCUUCACAGGCACUAGAACAAUGGAAGGAAGUCCGCGACGCUGAAAUUAAACAAAAAGAUGAAACGGAUAAACAGGCCAAAGAUAACUUAAUUAAAGAGGCUACUGCUGAUAUCGAUCAAUUUUAUGAAGACUAUUCAAAGAAGAAACAAGUUAAGUUAGACGAGACAGCUAAAGAAGCUGAAGAAUUUAGCAAGCAAAAAGAACAGUUUUUCACCCAAAAAGAUACAACUACUUGGGACAGAGUUUUACAAUUGAUAAACACUGAUGAUGCAGAUGUCAUUGGUGGUAGAGAUAGAUCCAAGUUUAAGGAAAUUUUGUUAAAGUUAAAGGGGAACGAAAAGGCACCUGGUGCUAGUGGAUAUUAA